AUGGCGCUCCCGAAGACCAUGCGCGCUGCGCGUUUCACGUCAACAGCAGGCGGCCUGGUGAAGCACCUGAAGGUCGAUGCUGCAACACCACUGCCCAAGAAUGCCGACUCGCUGCCACAGGACUCGACACUUGUCAAAGUCGCCUACGCCAGUCUUAACCCAGUCGAUUACAAACUGCCAGAGUUGUAUCUCUUCAGAGCCUUCAAGAUGUCCAUGCCGGCCGUGGCAGGAGGAGAUUACGGUGGGAGCGUGGUCUCGACCGAGCUUCCACACCUCAAGCCAGGCGACCGCGUGUUUGGACGAAGCGACCCUCCAGCCUUCGGAUCUUUCGCUGAGUAUCUGGUGGUAUCGAACAAGGAAGGCGUGGUGCCGCUUCCCGAUGGCGUGAGCAUGAGAGACGCGGCGACUCUUGGAGUGGCUGGCAUUACCGCGUACCAAUGCCUAGCACCGUACGUGAAGCCCGGCUCCAAAGUCUUGAUCAACGGAGGCAGCGGCGGCACCGGGUCGUUUGGGGUCCAGAUUGCGAAAGCAAUGGGCUGCUAUGUAACCUCGACUUGCUCAGGCCCAAACGUCCAGAUGGUCAAGGAUCUUGGAGCAGACGAAGUUAUCGACUACCGCACCGUGAAUGUUGUCGAGCAUCUCAAGCGACAGGGCAAGCAGUUCGACCACAUCAUCGAUAAUGUGUGCACGCCGGACAUCUACUACAACGCCCACCAUUAUCUCAAGCAGGGUGGAAUCUACGCUCUCAUUGCCGGCGAACCAAGCCUUAGGGCUGUAGUGACGUUGCUGAAGAUGUUCUGCACUCCUGCAUGGCUCGGAGGGGGGAAGAGGCCCUUGAAAUUUGUUGAAAGGAAGAGUAAUGCAGAGGAUUAUGCGACCGUUGCUGGCUGGAUGAAGGAAGGUAAGGUCAAGGCUGUGGUGGAGAAGGAGUAUCCGCUGGAUGAAGCGGCAGAUGCGUUUGCGCGGUUGAAGACUGGGCGAACGAGGGGGAAGUUGGUGGUCAAGACGAACAACUCGUGCGCACCAGGUUUCAACUGGACUGCUGACGACAGCUACAAUGCACAGUCUUUGUGCGCGUACGAGACCGUGGCUCUGGGCUAUUCUGGCUUCUGUGGCUUAUUCACAUACGAGGAUUGGGAGGGCUACGAGUACAGCGUAGACAUCAACUUCGCUGGCAACAAUGCCUUCCAAUCGACGACUGGACGUGCUGUCGGUGUUGGUUACGUGGAGGAGGUCAAAGCACGCUUGGAACAUCAUUUGAUCAAGACCCCAACUGCUCAAGUCAACACUACUUUGGACUCCAACGAGAAGACGUUCCCACUACAUCAGGCUUUGAACUUCGAUUUCUCGCACGACACCAACAUCAUGGGCAUCCUCACUGCUUUUGGACUUACCCAAUUUGCGGAGGCGCUGCCCGAUGAUCAUAUCAAGCGAGACCGCCAGCUCAUCGUCAGCCACAUGGAACCAUUUGGGGCAAGGCUCGACAUCGAGAUCAUCGAGACUCCAUCCCCGCUCUCUGGCGAUCGAAGCAACCGCGCUACAUACAUGGAUGGAGAGUCGACCAAGUACGUCCACUUCAUUCUCAAUCAGAGGAAGAUCCCACUGGGUGCAUCCUAUUCUUCCUGCGGAGACCGUGACGACGGAUGGUGUGAGUUGUAG
Saxophila tyrrhenica is the source of this 1659-nucleotide messenger RNA. RefSeq lists its product as uncharacterized. The transcript has 3 exons. Gene Ontology annotation, molecular function: oxidoreductase activity. The coding region runs from base 1 to 1659 and encodes 552 amino acids. The record is from RefSeq and is a predicted model, not a curated record. NCBI's taxonomy places the organism in Eukaryota, Fungi, Ascomycota, Dothideomycetes, Mycosphaerellales, Extremaceae.